CACUCCUCAGCAGCCUCUGUUCAGCAUACACAACUUUCAUCCCCAACCACCACCACUAACCACAAGUACAAGCAUGGCAGACAAACCCAGCACGUCAGCCGGGGCUCACACCCCCACCAACUCCAACGACAGAACCUGGAAAAUCGACAUCGGAGUAGUAAAACCCAGCGAGCCAUGUCCUCCUCCUCCUUCCUACCAGGGUAUGGAGAGGCAACCUACUCCCUCUCCGCAGACCGCAUCUAAACCCACCGCCCAAAACACCUCCAAAGAAGGCAAAUCCGCCCGCGACCUCGAUAUCUCCGGGUUCAUCUUAGCGCUGGUCCUACUUGGGAUCUUCAAUCUUGUUGGCUUCAUAGCUCUGGGAAACCAACUCAACCACCUCGGCAUCAGCAAAGAGGGCUGCGUACACGGAACCAAUCUCCCUUCUGGAGCGAUGCAUGCCAGGUCAGGGUCCCUGGUCGGGCGUGAUGCGUCCCCCGAUCCGACUCCGAUUCUCAUCGUCCCUGACACCAACGCCAACGCCAACGCCCACCCCGUCCGCCCCAAGGCUAUUCUGGAGGUUGCGUCCGCGGACAACAGGACGAUUCUCGUUGAGGGGAGGGGAGGAAGGGGGUCGUGA
Messenger RNA from Aspergillus heteromorphus CBS 117.55, 619 nucleotides. RefSeq lists its product as uncharacterized. NCBI's taxonomy places the organism in Eukaryota, Fungi, Ascomycota, Eurotiomycetes, Eurotiales, Aspergillaceae. The coding region runs from base 74 to 619 and encodes 181 amino acids. The record is from RefSeq and is a predicted model, not a curated record. The transcript has 4 exons.